This is a messenger RNA of Malassezia pachydermatis, 1035 nucleotides long. RefSeq names its product s-adenosyl-l-methionine-dependent methyltransferase. Gene Ontology annotation, biological process: mitochondrial respiratory chain complex I assembly. The transcript is spliced from 4 exons. NCBI's taxonomy places the organism in Eukaryota, Fungi, Basidiomycota, Malasseziomycetes, Malasseziales, Malasseziaceae. The record is from RefSeq and is a predicted model, not a curated record. The coding region runs from base 1 to 1035 and encodes 344 amino acids. Gene Ontology annotation, cellular component: mitochondrion.
AUGGCGACGCAACUGCUUCGACAAAUGACGACGUCUGUAUCGACCAUGCGUGUGGGUACAUCGGCAGGCAUGCUACGUGGUCUGAGGACGACGUCGUUGGCACGUCAGGCUUCGCCGACAGCAACGCCACCGAAUGCGCCGUACCAGAUUUUUGACAGAGAGACGAAGCGUAUGCAACGUUCACGCGCGGCCUUGCGUCGCCCUGUCGAUGAAAGCGGUACUUCCUAUCUAGAUGAGAGUCACCGUGGAGAGAUCUCGCGUCUUACAGACUAUGUGUGGGAGGCCGGAGCUAUGAGCUUGGCAGAACGACUCAUGGACAUUAAACGCAACUUUCCAGUCGUCGUAGAGCUAGGGGCUGGUGCUGGGCACUUGCGUCAUCACCUGGAUGUGCAGGGCACAGGCAUUGAGAAGCUGAUUAUGUGUGAUAUGAGCAUUGAGAUUGAGCGCCGCGUCGUGGAUGAAGAGCUAUUGCCAUUUGAAGAGAAUUCACUGGACUGCAUUAUCGCAACAGGCAGCCUGCACUGGACAAACGAUCUGCCUGGUGCGUUGAUACAGAUUCAGCGCGCGCUGAAGCCCGAUGGCGUAUUUAUUGGGUACAUGCUAGGUGGAGAUACCCUGUUCGAGCUGCGUACAAGUCUGAUGCUGGCCGAGCAGGAGCGACAAGGUGGUCUGUCUGUGCGUGUGUCGCCCAUGACCGAUACACGCGACGUGUCGUCGCUGCUUACACGUGCGCAGUUCUCACUACAGACGGUGGAUAUUGAUGAGCUUACGAUCAACUACCCCAGUAUGUUUGAGCUGGUGCAGGACUUGCGCGAUAUGGGUGAGAACAAUGCGGUGAUCAACCGCCAGACCUUCCUCCACCGCGAUACGCUCCUUGCCGCCGCCGCAACGUACCAGGCGAUGCAUGGCAGUCCAGAGGGCUAUGUGCCUGCGACGUUUUCACAGAUAUUCAUGAUCGGCUGGAAACCAUCGCCGGACCAGAAGAAGCCGCUGGAUCGCGGUAGUGCCUCGCAUUCACUUAAGGAUGUUUUAUAG